This is a messenger RNA of Suillus subaureus, 715 nucleotides long. RefSeq lists its product as uncharacterized. Bases 157 to 516 code for a protein of 119 amino acids. The transcript is spliced from 4 exons. NCBI's taxonomy places the organism in Eukaryota, Fungi, Basidiomycota, Agaricomycetes, Boletales, Suillaceae. The record is from RefSeq and is a predicted model, not a curated record.
GUCACCUGGAACUAUGACGUUUGUCUGUAUGCCAACGCUGGCAGACGCGACAGCACACGGACAUUCACUGCACUGGUGGACCCGGACUACUGCACCUGAUUUCAGGUCCAUCUUUAAGAACCUUGCUCAUCGGAUUCUUUUUCAGCCACCGGCAAGAUGCUCGACGUUCUAUUGGCUCGAUCGAAGUUCGUUCAGACAGCGUAUGGAGGAGGGGCAGUGCUUGGGCAGUGCAAUCCACGUAUUGAUGAGGGCACACAAAUUGUCAUGAGGGUUAUUAUCGAACAGCUGAAAACAUCUAUAUCUACACAACACCAAUACCUUCUUUGCGGAACUUGGAACUACCUCGACCGCGUAACUAACAAAAAUCGAGGACGCAAACGACAAUUUCAGAUCUCGGUCCCCAAGGAACCGCGCAGGGCGAAGAGGGAAUGUCGGGACUCCAGCCACGUGACCGACUUAGGAAUGGCAUCAUCUUAUUCAAAUCUUAUUCGCAAGAUUUCAAAUUUUUGUGUGUGACCCUGGGUUGACCAAAAACAUGAACGAUCCUGCGUUCUUCGCUGGUAACCCAACGAUGGGAAUCAAUGGCACUGAUGGCAUGAGCCAUUAUUCAUUCGCAAAUGUGAUGGAUCCGGUUGUGGAUAUCUCGAAGGUUCCUUCCCAAUACGGUUGAUGUACGCCGUCUUUCGAUGAGCAUAUGGGAUGCUUUUUCUGGGGA